Messenger RNA from Monoraphidium neglectum, 645 nucleotides. RefSeq names its product Formin-like protein 18. The transcript has 4 exons. The record is from RefSeq and is a predicted model, not a curated record. The annotation marks the transcript as partial. Lineage: Eukaryota; Viridiplantae; Chlorophyta; Chlorophyceae; Sphaeropleales; Selenastraceae.
AUGCACUGCUCCCUCCCCAAAACACCACCCCCAAAGGCGGCCGCGGACGCGAUCCUGUCUCUGGACCGCACCGCGUUUGAGAGCGCGGAGGACGUGAGCACCCUCAUGCAAUGCCUGCCCAGUGAGGACGAGAGGAGCACCCUGCAGGCCUACGUGGCGUCUGGCAAGCCGGUGGAGGUCCUGUCAGAGGCGGAGCGCUUUGUGCUGUCGCUGAUGGCCGCGCCGCGCGCCGCGACGCGGCUUAGGGCCUUCAGUAUGCGGUUCGUCAUGGCCGAGAAGCAUGCGGAGGCGGCGGCCGUGUUCACGGACCAUGCCAAGGCGGCGCGCGAGCUCGUCAACAGCCGCACCCUGCGCCUCGCGCUGUCCGUCGCCCUCGCCGCCGGCAACUUCCUCAACCACGGCUCCCGCCUGGGCGCAGCCGCCGGCUUCCGCCUGAAGAGCCUCAACAAGCUCGCCGACAGCCGCAGCGGCGACGGCAAGUCCACGCUGCUGCAGGCCGUCGCGCGCGAGGUCUGCGCGCGUCUGAGGGCGGAGGACGGCAAGGGGGAGGGCAGCGAGGUCGGCUUGCUGGUGGACGAGCUGCCGCAUGUCGUCAGCAGCCGCCUCAAGAGCAGCCUGCAGGAGGCGGGCGAGGGGCUCGGGCAG